AUGUCACCAACACCAGCCGAAAGAGCGGGACGCUAUGCGCCCGUGGGGAGGAGGAUGUCCACACGAAUAGCAACCCGGGGCCAUCAACAGGCGCAACAACAGCAACAAUACCGCAAUCUCGACGACAGCUCCGACGAUGAGGUGCUCAGUCCUAUGAAGCUGAGCGCCAUCACCAAGGCCCUGCUCGGCGGCGGGCAUGUAUCGGAUGCGGCCGCUGCGUCGAACAAUGCGCGCCGGACCUCGAUCCCCGCUCCGGCCAAGGGAACAACCGACAAUGCGUCAGCCCCAAAGUCGCCUACACCGUCUAGUAGACCCCGCCCGCGCGAUGGCGCCAGGAGAAGCUCGAUUCCCGCUCCGGCGGCGCAGGCUAGUGAUCAAGGGUCGCCGGUGCCGGCGGCGGGCCGUGUAACCCGCCACUCACGGAGAGAAAGUAAUCUUUCACCACCGCAACAUCGAUCGCCUGCAGGCAGCCGAGAGACCAGCCCGGCGCCUAGGAAACGGGUGGUCCGACUGCAGACCGCUACAGCUGCUAAUGGCACGAGCGGGAGCCGCCGGAACAGCCUACGGAACUCGUUUUCGUCGUCGACCACGAGGAAACGGCCCGAGAGCGUGGAGCGUUCGAAAUCCAGGACGGGCGGUUCGUCUCCGGUUGUUCCGCAAGACCACGCUGCGAAAACUCCCGUUGUGCCGGUCAGGACGGUUAGGAUAGCGGUGGGCUCGUCCGGUCAGAAGCCGGCAUCCAGCGCCUCGUCUGAUGGGCGGUCGAAGUACAGCACCCGUUCGGCUGAGGGUGAGAGUCGUGGUGGUUCCGCUGCCGGCAAUGCUGCCGCAGCGGUCGCCCCGCAGGCUUCGCUGAGGAUCAAGCGGGUCGGCAAGACACCAGGCAGCUUUCUCUCCGGACCAGCCCGUCGUGGGCGCAGGAGACAAAGCGAGGAGGACGGUGAGGGCCAGUUCGAUGGUGAGCCUUUUGGCUCGGGGCAAGAACCCGGCAGUCAGCAGCAUGCUCAGUCCGGGAGGGAACGAGACGCAGAAGAAGAUGCAGCAGCAUCAGCGGCCGAAUAUCCAGACUUCGCCGCGUCUGGGAGCCCCGUGAGUUCUAAAGAUUCCGCCAGGCUUGCGCUGCGGAAGCACAAGUCCACCUUUGCCACGCCGCUCAGCGAACGCAAGCCGGAGCACGAGCACCGGCCGCUGGCCUACCGCAUCCCAUCGCCGCGUGGUGCGCCCGAGUCGCCUAACUUUGACAAGGAAAACGACGCGCCGUCGGAGAUCGAACCAGUCAUUCCCGCGUCCAUGCGAGCGCCCCUUGCUUCUAUGGCUGCACCCGGUGGUGCCGGUCUCGCAAGCCAACGACCACCGUUGCAACCCGUCGCCUCCAUCAACCCGCAGAUGAUGGCAGAACUCCGCCACCAACCGCAGGUGGUCCCCAAUAACCACAUCAUUGCUGCGCGGGCCAACCAACGGGCUCCUGCACCACCGCCCCCACCCAAGAUGUCCGUCGCGGAAACGGCCACGGCGGCUGCUGGUGCUUCGACUGCUUCGCAAGCGAGCAAGAAGCGGCAGUUCUUGCUGCGGGUGAACGGGAAGAUGUACACGCGUAUCGACUCGUUGGGCCGCGGCGGGUCGGGGAAAGUGUAUCGUGUGUCGGCCGAGAACGGGAAGCUGCUGGCGCUCAAGCGGGUGUCGCUCGAGAACUUGGAUGACAGGACUAUCAAGGGGUAUCAUGGGGAGAUUGAUCUUUUGCAGCGGUUGACGGGUGUUAACCGCGUCAUUCAGCUCAUUGAUCAUGAGUUCAAUGCCGAGAAGAAGAUGCUCAGUAUUGUCCUAGAAGCCGGUGAACUCGACUUCAACACCUUCAUGCGCAGCCGGCUCUCCGAAGACUGCCGGUUCGACCCAGUCUUCGUCCGAUACUGGUGGAAAGAAAUGGUCGAAUGCGUACAAUCCGUCCACCAAAAAGACAUCAUCCACACCGACCUCAAACCCGCCAACUUCGUCCUCGCCCAAGGCCGCCUCAAAGUCAUCGACUUCGGCAUCGCCAACGCCAUCCAAACCGACAUGACUGUCAACGUCCACCGCGACGCCCAAAUCGGCACACCAAACUACAUGUCCCCCGAAUCCCUCAUGGACUCCAAAGAAUACGCCCUGACCUCUGGCGCCGGCGGCCAGAUGCCCCAUGCGUUGCCGUUACACCGACCGAAACACUUCAAACUCGGCAAGGCCAGCGAUGUCUGGAGUUUGGGGUGUAUCCUGUACCAGAUGGUGUACGGUCAAUGUCCCUUCGCCAAAGUCCCCACCAUGAUGGCCCGGGUGAACGCGAUCAAGGACUGGAACCACACCAUCGAGUUCCCGGAGGCCACCGAGCACGGCGUGCGUGUGCCGCCUAGUUUAAUCCGCACGCUCAAACGCUGUCUCAGCCGUGAUCAAACCUUGCGGCCGACGUGUGACGAGCUCCUGGCCCCGACCGAUCCGUUUUUGUAUCCUAUCGAGCUGUCCUCCGCGGACGGUUCCGCUGUCAGUGGCAGUCAUAAUGGGGCUGUCGACAUGGAUAAAGCAAUCCCCAUCACCCCGGACCUGCUGCGCGAUGUGGUCUGGGAUGUGGCGCAGCGUGUGCGGCGCGGGGAUGUGGUGGAUGCGGAGGUCUUGCAGCUGUGGCCGACGGCGUACUGGGCUAGUUGCAAGAAGUCUUUGGCUGCUGGGCAGGGCCGGUCAUGA
Messenger RNA from Dichotomopilus funicola, 2709 nucleotides. Its product is annotated as kinase-like domain-containing protein. Gene Ontology annotation, cellular component: nucleus; kinetochore. Gene Ontology annotation, biological process: protein localization to kinetochore; meiotic spindle assembly checkpoint signaling; chromosome segregation. The transcript is spliced from 2 exons. Gene Ontology annotation, molecular function: protein serine/threonine kinase activity; ATP binding; protein serine/threonine/tyrosine kinase activity. The record is from RefSeq and is a predicted model, not a curated record. Lineage: Eukaryota; Fungi; Ascomycota; Sordariomycetes; Sordariales; Chaetomiaceae. Bases 1 to 2709 code for a protein of 902 amino acids.